CAUCAAGCUAUCCAUCAAUAUUAUAUUUGCCUAUUUCUGUUUUUGCUUAGAAGGUGGGGAAGGAGAACCAUGCUUGCUGGUAUCAUCUUGGCUUGAUCUUGUUUCUUCUUCUUUUCUUGAUUUCAUUCGCUCGCCUGUCCCCUAAACUACAUCGCUCGGCUCCCAUGAAUCGCAAUCAGAGCCGCGGUUGCCGUUCUCGCAACCCAAUCUGGCUGUUCUAUCGCCGUCCAUCAGCCUUCAACACUCAUCUCAGGCGACAUACUGAACAUUCCGGGUUUUAAGAUUUAAGCAUUCUGAAAGUUCACUUCUUACCUCUCUUACAACCUUCGCCCAAAAGCAACCUAGGUUUCGGCCGCUCAGCUCACUCUGUCAUUAUUCCUUGUGCCUCAGCUUCGGAGAGCUAAUGGGUAUUGCAGGCCGGUGUCUCUUGGAGAUCUCCAAAGGGAUUGGAGAGCUCUUGGGAGUUGAACAGUGUUUUCCCCCCAGGUUGAAAAUUUAGUCUGAAUUUGAUAUAAUUUUAAGCUGAAGCAAUGAGUGGUGAAAACGACAAGGAUAAAGGUCUUUUUUCGCAUCUACAUGGUUAUCCUUCAGCCCCAUAUCCUCCUCCAUCUGGAUCUUAUCCAGCAGCAGGGUAUCCACCUCCAGGCAGCUACCCCCCGCCUUCCUACCCACCAACAGGAUAUCCUCCGGCCAGCUAUCCACCAUCCGGUGGCUAUCUACCUGCCAGUUAUCCUCCUCCAAGUGGGUAUCCACCUGCUAGUUAUCCUCCUCCAAGUGGGUAUCCACCUGCCGGUUAUCCUUCUCCAAGUGGAUAUCCACCAGCUGGAUAUCAUCCGUCUGGAUAUCCAGCCAGUUAUCCUGCCCCACAUGGCUAUCCAACUGCACCAGCUCCAUAUCCUGCAAUGCAUGGCCAUGGCACGGGAGCAUUGCUCGCUGGGGGUGCUGCGGCUGUGGCUGCUGCAUACGGUGCUCACCGCCUAUCUCAUGGUAUGUUUCAUCAUGGUCAUGGUAUGUUUCAUCAUGGAAAGUUCAAGCACGGCAAAUUUGGCAAACGUUGGAAGGGUGGCAAGUUUAAGCUAGGGAAAUUUGGCAAGCCAUGGAAAAGAUGGAAGUAAUACAGUUGCCAACUUGACAUGUAUUGCUAAACUUAGCAGAGAUGGUCUGAAUUCUGGUGUGAAUGCUUCUGACUGAUGUUAUCUAUCAGCUACACAUGCUUUUCUGUUGAUUCUAUGUAUGUAUGUAUGUAUGUAUGUAUGUUAAAGGCUUGCAAUGAGUUAUUUUGCUCCAUUUAA
This is a messenger RNA of Prosopis cineraria, 1292 nucleotides long. RefSeq lists its product as uncharacterized. The coding region runs from base 531 to 1115 and encodes 194 amino acids. The transcript has 5 exons. The record is from RefSeq and is a predicted model, not a curated record. NCBI's taxonomy places the organism in Eukaryota, Viridiplantae, Streptophyta, Magnoliopsida, Fabales, Fabaceae.